CGGCUGAUGGCGUUUAGUUAUGUUUGAAAUCUCGCAGCGUGCAGUGUAGCGUGCGAUGGCAGCGCUGUAGCUUUCCGAUCAUUACUUUCUUUGCGGUUUUUUGGGAAGUGAGAUGAUCCGGGCGGCAUAUGAUGUCAUCUACUGAGACAACUUUAUGUUGUACCCGUACGUAUCGACUGUUGUGGACUGCUGUUUUUCCGCGGCAUCCUGUACAUUUUGCACCCAAGGAAGCGACCGUUUCAAGUGUGAAUGACUGAUCCGUUGAAGAAGUGACCGCUGAAUAGUGCCAUAUCACUAAAUAACAUGUGAAGAGCUAUAAAACUGUGAAUUCUCGCAAAUAAUAACCGCGUAAAGAUAAGGAAUCUUACGAAUUUUGUCUAUGUGCUGUGCAUAUUUUUGUGUCGAAUGGCUACAAUAUAACAAAAAUCCAAAACACGACCAGCGAGUCCGUUUUGUGUUCGAUAAGCGUAGUAAAACUGAAAUCGCCAAAGUUCUGACGAGUUAAAUGCGUGCGUGACUGAAUGGCGAAUUUUGUUUAUGAAGCAUAUGGUUUUUGGUGUUUUUAUAUCUGUUGUUUUUGUUGUUGAUGUUGAUCGGCACCUUGGCCAUCAGCCGGCAGGAGGGAAUGCGUGCUAGCUCGGUGCUCACUUCCCAUAACUAAAUAGCUCUUCGCGUGGCCACAAUUAAUCACAGUCAAUUAAUUUGGUGUAUAUAUUGUAAGCCUUUGGGGCUUGCUAUGUCCGUCGCAGUUCGCCAACGCCCCCUUUGACACACUGUUGCCGAUUGGGAUCGAUUGUCAAUCGCUACUGUUUUGUUAUUUUUUUACGAUACUACUGGUUCCAUGCCCGAAGAAGCACUGUGAAAUGGGGCGGGAGGGGAUUUGAAUUCUGUGCAGCUCUUCGGAAAGGCACCAUCUAUCGGGGAAUCGUAAACCCAUUGUUGUGGUUGCCGUGAGUGUCCCAAAGGCACCAUGCAACGAGUGUUUAGUUUGGUUUAUUGGUAACGCAUCAUUGAGCUUUACCAAAAUAGAGCAUAUUACGCUAGUUAGAGCUAUCAUAAUCACCCAUGAAUCUCGGCUAGACAUGCAUCGGAGGUUCGAUCGGUUGAGCUGCAUAUUAUCCCUUGAGUAGAGGAAGCGUCAUGAGCAAUCAGCAAAAGCGUCAGCAGCGACAGUGCAAAGAACCAAACAAGUGAAGUGAUCGAGAAAAUUUAAUAUAUUCCGAAGUGGUUCGUCCGAUAUGUGCCCAGCGGCGAUGGUCCUUCAAUGGACGAAAGUGUAGAAGUGUCAUUUUGGGCGAAAAAGUGAAAAAGUGUGCCAUUGUGGAAAACUUUCCUGCGUUAAAUUUCGCCCUCCCUACCCAGUGUCAUCGUGCUUACCAAUUGCAUCCGCUUGAUUGGAUGACAGUGGUGAAAAUUAAUUUUAAACGAAGUGUAUCUGUGUGUAUACGUUUUUUUAUCGUCGAUCAAGUAAAAUACAAUCAACAGCAAGUGAAUGUGAAGUUGAUGGUACAGUUUCGAUAGAGAGAAACAUUUUUGAAUCACACAGCAACAUUCUAACUAACGAGAAGUCCUCUUUUCCGGGUGCAGCUGAAAACUAAAAAAAAAACGAUGAUACUCAGGCUGGUUUAUUGUAUCACAAUCGUCGCCAUCAUUUCAAUCGAUACGAUCGGAGCUGACCUCUCAACAAGGGAUCGCAUACGGAUUCACCGUGAAUGGCUCGAAAGGCGGGCCGCGAAACGAUCGAAUGUCAGUGCUUCGAAUUCACCUCCCGACUCGUUGGUAGCAACGACGACUCAGCGGACAACCUAUAUGCGAAAGUUAAUCAAAUUCAAGAACGAAAACGAACCGCUGUCAGAGAAUGACAUUUCGUUCGUUCCCCAUUUCGGGAGCGGAGCGGAAAUCGGUGAUGGUAGUAAUGGGCCUGUUGGUGUCAAUAAUGGUUCCGCCCCGGCAAGCGCCAGCAAGCAACAGGAUCGGCAUCAUCAUCAUCAUCAUCCCGACCAGCAUAUUCAGCAGGGAUGGAAUUUUCAGCAUCACGGCGUCCACGCAACGUCCCGACCCAACGAAAAAGAAAUUUUGACAGACGAUGCUGAACGGUAUCGGUAUGAUGUCGUGUCUGCACAAGAUGGUAACCGACAGGAAGUGGAAUCUGGAGGUCGUACGGAAAAUUCACUCACGGCUCGACAAUCUCCGCCUGCAGCGGUUGUGAAUGAAAGCGAUACGAAACCUCUUGUGUACAUUAUGGAACCUUCAGUAACCUCGAUACCCGAGGAUGUUGGAGUUUCUGUGCUAGGGUUGAGGGCUGGUGAGUUUCCGGCAACUACUGCUACCCCCCAGGUUGAGAAACUAUCCGAGAAAAUUAAUGCCGCGUACGAAUUGAACCACCAGAAGCUGAACGAGCGGAAGCAACACAAUGCUAUCGAUGCAAAUCUCUUAAAUAAUGAUUUGUCGGCGGGUUCGAACGACGCUACCGUUGCAGCUGAAACCGUAGCGACCACCGACCGUAAAUCAGAUCCAAUUCCAACCCCAAUAACGUGGGACACUGCUGAAGGAGCAGUUUCGAGCGGACAGGCCAUACUAUCCGGUGAAGAAGGGAAAAGUGUUCUAAUAACAACCACCAACCAGGAUGCAGGAAAGCAGGAAGCUGUUCAAGAACCGGAUCUCGCUUUACCGACAGGUUCUACAGCCCAGUCGAUGAAUGUCACAGUGCGAAAUCUUUUCGGCCCAUGGAGUAACUGGACGGCUUGUUCGAGAUCGUGUGGAGGAGGCGUCAAGACUCAGGCCCGCAGCUGCUGGAAACGAGAGUACAUAAAUGGAAAAAAGAGUACCAAACCUGCAGUUGAAAGUUUCGAAUGUAUCGGCAUCAUUAAGCGUUACCAUUUAUGCAACGAACAGGAAUGUCCCAGUACCGAUGGCGAUUUCCGUGAACAGCAGUGUGCCAGCUUCAACAGCCAAAUUUUCCAGGAUAAACGCUAUAUUUGGGAAGCUUUUGUCAAGGAGGAUGCCGAAUGCGAAUUAAAUUGCAAGCCGAUUGGAAUGCGUUACUUUGCAACACUCAACAAAACCGUCAUCGAUGGAACACCUUGCUCGAAACCGACCGAAUAUUUUCGCCGUAAUAACAGUGGCCGUGGGAUAUGUGUCGAAGGAUUGUGUAAGGCCGUUCACAACAGUGGCGUUAUUUCGGGCACGUUCAUGAACAAUGGUGCCGUCCGGUGCGAAAUGACCGUUUGCCGUCCCAUUACCGGUAUCUACACGAAGACCAACCCGGACAAUGGGUACGUUCAUGUGGCCACCAUUCCAGCCGGUGCAUCCAACAUCACGAUAACGGAGCUACAGAACAGCCAGAACUAUCUCGCACUGAAAACGGCUGAUCAACGGUUUUUCAUCAAUGGCGACUACACGAUUUCGCUCAGUGGACAUUACAUUGCCGCCGGGACCGUGUUCGAUUAUCGUCGAGUCGAUGGGUUGAACAACGGUUCAAACAGCAGCUUCCGGCACGUGGAAGGCAUCACCGAAUGGGUGACUGCGCUUGGGCCCACGAACGAACCGGUGCAGGUGUUUCUGCUUUCACAGUCACCAAACCCGGGUAUCAAGUACGAAUAUCUUCUUCCCGUGUUCCCCUCCGAGCCUACAUCACAAGAAGAAAUUCCCAGUGCCGAAGCGGGAAAUGAAAUCUCGGAAAAAUCCAAUCUGCGUGUGCCAAAGCAACGGUUGGUAACAUCAGCCAACAACUCAAGCACCCCCAGCACGGGACGGGUUGGUCAGCGUAAGCGUAAGUAUCUGUGGAAAGUGAUCGGAUUCAGCGCAUGCAGUAAGUCCUGUGGCGGAGGCAUCCAGCAACCCAUCAUAAAAUGUGUUCGUGAAUCUCCUACGCGCGUCUUUUCGGUCAAACGGUGUGCCCAUCUGCAGCAACCGGUGCUGAAUGAAAAUUUGUUACGCUGUAACACACAACCCUGCCCCGCGUACUGGAAGCUUGGUGACUGGGAUCAGUGUAACUGCGAGGAGAAGUAUGACGAGGAGGUGUUCCGAACGCGCGAAGUCAAGUGCGUCCAAGAGCUACUGUCCGGCAUUGUGAUACAGGUCAACAAUGGGGCCUGUAUGGAAGAGCUCCCGCCCAGCACAGAACGCUGCGAGUGCUCACGUGUUGUAAAACCGACACCAGCAAGAACAGAAAAGCCACGAUACAAACCGACGGUAAGCCAACAUCAGCAUGAACACCGUGGCCAUCGGGGACAACAUCAGCAUCAACACCACGAGCACCACAAUGGUGGCAGUCACAGUCAUACACAGAACGAUAUGGAGAAUGGGCCAAUGUCGAACGGAGGCAUCAUCGUACCGCACAGUCGGCAGCGAACCGAUAUCAACCACAUCAACUAUCGAGCAGAGUCGAAGAAAACCGGCGUCUGGUUGACGGCAAACUGGAGCACUCGGUGCUCUACGAACUGCGGCAUUGGCAUGCAAACACGUUCGAUCUUCUGCGAUCGUAGCUCGUCGAUCAACUCGGAACGUUGCGAUCUGCGCAUGAUGCCGGAAACGUCGCGUGAAUGUACCAGCAAUCGAGCUUGCGAAUUUGGCGAAUGGUUUGCGGGUCCUUGGACUCUGUGCUCCGGAGAUUGCUUCAAUCUGACACGCUCCAGAACAGUGCUCUGCAUCCGUAACGAUCACUUUGCUCCGGAAAGUGAAUGUGAUGCCGAACUGCGACCAAAAUCGAUCGAACCAUGCGACACCGAAUCAUUCGAGGAAUGUAAACCAAGGUGGCACUUUUCCGAAUGGACUGAGUGUACCAAACCUUGCGGCGGAGGAAAUCAACGUCGGGUGGUUAAAUGUCUAGAGUUCAAUUUGCGCGACAAAUUGCUCCAGGAAUCAGGUGGCUGUCGUUACGCCGAUCGUCCUAUGUCUUACCGGGUGUGUAACGAAGAGUCCUGCCCAACAUCGACCGCUUCGCCCGCGACACCUGCAACAACCCGCACGACAACGUACUCCACUUACACGACGACCCUGUCCGCCUCAUCAUCGAUGGAUCCGUACUAUGAGCCACGGCCGGACAUGAUGCCGAACGAUGAAAAUUGCCGAGAUGAUUUCCCCAACUGUACGAUAGUGUUAAAGGCCAAACUAUGCAACUAUGCGUAUUACAGCCAGGCGUGUUGUCAGAUGUGCCGAACACGACAGAACGAACUGUACUAACGCAUAAAGCCGAGUACUUUUUUGCACCAUUAACACAACACAACACGAGGCUGCGCAGAUUGGACGUUGCACAUACCAUUUCCUGCGUUCAUUAUGAAUUAAAAGUAACCGAAGAAAAGGCAACAUUUGCGUUAUUAUCUUGUCCAGCUUAGAUUUGGAUGGGGUACAUUGUUUGGGGUAUAUUCUUCCGAUUACCCGUUUAAAAACACAAGAAAACCAUUUAACAGUAUUUUUGAGCUGAACAACUGGUACGAAGGAAGGAGCGAGUAAAACUGUCCUUUUUCACAGCUUUGUUUCAAAUAGUGAUCAAAAACCAGCGUCAUCAAUCAACAGCAAACUUAUCACCGUCGGUCACACUAGUAUUAACCAAAUGCAUGCGUUCCAGUGCAAAAGGAGGAAGUAUACAUACGUGCACUAAUUAACAAACGCCCUACGACGAACAUUGAGUAAGUUUCCAUUACUCCCCAAACAGUGGACAACUCGCGGUAUUCUACAACCACUAACGACAACCGUUUGGGAUACCUCUCUGGUUAUGAAACACUACAUACUUAUUUGCAACAAAAGGUGCGCAACUGAUUAUGAUUUAGAUUUCGUACGAUUCCUACCAGGAGACGGAACAAAGGGGGCAACGGGGGCAAAUAAAAACGUUUGACGCUGGGGUGUUGUUUUAUUUCCCCUCUUCCCGAUAGUGAGUGGUGGUAGUGAUUAGAUAUUUAUCGAAGAGGAAUAAUUCACAAACUUCACAUCGUUACGCAUCAAAGAGAAUCAUUAUUGUUAGUAACUAUUUGCAGACUAAUAAAAACAAAACGGUGAACAACACACUGCAGCAAAAACAAACAGCAAAACCGACCCGAAAGGUUAAAUUUUCACUCACUGUAACUAUAACAUAGAUCUCCCUCUUUCCAAUAAACGUUUGAUAACAUUGGAGUAUGUUGUGAGGCAAUGAA
This is a messenger RNA of Anopheles funestus (African malaria mosquito), 6131 nucleotides long. It is a transcript of the gene loh, whose product is annotated as thrombospondin type-1 domain-containing protein 4. The coding region runs from base 1609 to 5184 and encodes 1191 amino acids. Gene Ontology annotation, cellular component: extracellular matrix. Gene Ontology annotation, biological process: extracellular matrix organization. Gene Ontology annotation, molecular function: metalloendopeptidase activity. The record is from RefSeq and is a predicted model, not a curated record. The transcript is spliced from 12 exons. Lineage: Eukaryota; Metazoa; Arthropoda; Insecta; Diptera; Culicidae.